Molecule: messenger RNA, 1320 nt
Organism: Rhizophagus irregularis DAOM 181602=DAOM 197198
Lineage: Eukaryota; Fungi; Glomeromycota; Glomeromycetes; Glomerales; Glomeraceae
Source: RefSeq, a predicted model, not a curated record
AUUAUUUUGUUUUUUCCUUUGCCAUCAAUAUUUUAUUUUUCUCAUACUGUUGUAAUUUAAAUAAGCAAUGUUGAAUCUCAAUUAUCUCAAAUCUAAUUUACUAGAUUUCCUUUUUUGUUAUAAUACCCACAAGAUUGUUAAAGUAAAAAACCGAAGAAUAGGUAUCCUUUACCGAAUAUUUCAAGUCGUUGUUAUCGCCUAUAUAAUAAUAUAUGAAAUCAUCGAAGAUAGAUUAUAUUUAAGAACGGACCCUCCAGUAAGUGGCGCGAUAAGAUUAACGGUACAAGAGCCAAAAAUAUUCACAAAUUCAUCAUAUUGUAGCGAAAAUUCUUUACCGCUUACAAAACCAUCAAGUUGUGCGGAAGAAAAAUUACCUUGCGUAUAUUGGGGGGCAAAGGAAAUACAAUAUGCAAGUGAUGCAACAGGAGUAGGAUUUUUUACUACAAGGGCAAAUGUGGCAAAGUAUCCACCAGGAGCCUGCAAUUUUCUUUCAGCAUCAUCACCUGAAGAUGCUUGUAUUUUUAAUUCUAAAACAACUCCUGGUGAAGUUUUAAUGAAUAAGUCCUUUAUUGCUGAUAUUGAAAAUUAUACUGUUAUGAUUGAACAUUCUGUCGGUUCUGUUGAUGGAAAUAUUAUACUUAGUAAUACACAUAUGGAUGGCCAAUUUUUAUCUAAUGAUGGUAAAACUGUAAUUAAAUCAUAUACUAGCGCUUCAAGGUUCGAAACCGAUCCAAAUGCCAAUGGAGACAUUAUAACAAUGAAAGAAAUCUUGGACGCUGCAGGAGCAAAGUUAGAUGCAUGUUCAUUUGCUCCUGGUGCAAAUAAGGAUGAAUACGAAUCAAAUAGAUCUUCUGGUAUUGUAAUCGCAAUUGUAAUAGAAUAUGAAAAUGUUCUAUUCAAGAAUAACGUAUUCACUUAUAAAUAUCAUCCACAAGUUAUUGAUGGAGCUGAAUAUAAAGCAAUUGAAAGUAUUUAUAAUGUUGACGGUUCUUAUACAAUAAAAGAGCGACAUGGAAUUCGUUUGGUAUUUGAACAAUACGGAAAAAUCAGUUCAUUCGAUUUUAUAACUUUAUUGGUUAAUUUAACGGCAGCUUUUACUUUAUUCACAGUUGCAACUUACCCUAUAAAAUUAUUAAUAUUGUACAACGAUUUUAAAAAAAAUAGUAUAAACACUACAUGAUGGCACCGACGAAGUGACGAUUUUUUUAAAAUCACAUUAUGUAUUUGUGAUUUAAUGUAUUUAAUAUGUAUUUUUAGAAAAUUAUUUCUUUUGCUGGUCAAUAGAAACAAAAUGUAUAAAUAAUAUCAAUUCAUUUAUUA